Messenger RNA from Periophthalmus magnuspinnatus, 534 nucleotides. RefSeq names its product ribonuclease H2, subunit C (gene rnaseh2c). Bases 54 to 461 code for a protein of 135 amino acids. NCBI's taxonomy places the organism in Eukaryota, Metazoa, Chordata, Actinopteri, Gobiiformes, Gobiidae. Gene Ontology annotation, biological process: RNA catabolic process. The record is from RefSeq and is a predicted model, not a curated record. Gene Ontology annotation, cellular component: ribonuclease H2 complex. The transcript is spliced from 5 exons.
CCCGGAAGCAUAUUAAAACAGAAACAAACACACUGGGACGUAAGCAGAUUGCAAUGUCCUGUAACAGCAGCCUGAUCCGCCUUCAGCUCCCAUCGGCGGGACAGGCACCGCGCGCGCCUGUCCAUCUAAUGCCCUGUGAGAUCGAGCACAAUGGACCAGCACGGAUCACAGAGUACUUCUCUGCCACUGUAAAAGACUGUAAACACGAGCAGACAGUGUCCUUUAGGGGCCGAGGCCUUAAGGGACAAGAGGUCAACUGUCCACAAGGCUACACUGGUCUUAUAUUAAAAGAAGUCAACAGGCCAGGUUCAGAGGAAGAGGACAGAACAGUUAGAGUUUCCUCUGUGUUUGACAAGUUGACAUAUUGGAAUCUAGAAACCCCUCCCAGCUCAGAUGACACAAUUGUGAUGGCAAUGGACUGGCCUGAUUUAGCUGAGGCAAUACAUGGACCCGUAGGUUGACGUAAUAAAAAAAUCCGACAAAUGGGUAACGCUAAGUGGUGGAGUCAUUGUGAUAUUUUUUUUUCUGGUAAUA